Molecule: messenger RNA, 1347 nt
Organism: Lathyrus oleraceus (garden pea)
Lineage: Eukaryota; Viridiplantae; Streptophyta; Magnoliopsida; Fabales; Fabaceae
Product: GATA transcription factor 21
Exons: 3
Coding region: 120-1076 (318 amino acids)
Biological process (GO): regulation of DNA-templated transcription
Molecular function (GO): zinc ion binding; sequence-specific DNA binding
Source: RefSeq, a predicted model, not a curated record
GCCACAUAUAUCUUGUGAUCCUAUUCUCUCCCUCUCUUCAUCUCUUAUAUAUUAGUGGACAAAAAGAUCAAACAAUACCGUUUCAGUUACCUCUUCUCUAUUUUUUCUUUGUAUGCAUCAUGUUACCACCACCUUAUCACCUUAUGCCUCUAGAUCUUAAUCAAGAUCAAAACCAUAAUCAUCUUUCUUCUUCUUCUUCUUCAUUUUCUUCUCCAUCAUCAUCUUAUCCUAACCCGCCGGAACAAGUUCGACAAGAACCGUCUUAUUACUUCGAAACAAAGCAUGAUCCUGAAGAGGUUGAGAAGACUAUUCCAUCAAGUGGAUCAUGGAAUUCUUCAACUCCAGAAAACCAUGAGAGCGGUAGAAUUAAACACAAGCUUACAAUUCGUUGGAAGAAAGAAGAAACUAGUACCGACGAAACUCGUAAUAUUCGAGCUGAUGAUGAUCAAGAGGAUGGUGCUUCAAUGAAGUGGAUGUCAUCAAAGAUGAGAAUAAUGAAGAAGAUGAUGGUUUCUGAUCCUCAAACCGGUGAUAUUAAGCCGAUUAAGUAUGAAGAUCACCAACAACAAGUUACCGAUAACAGCAGCAACAACAGCAACAAUAAUUACUCGACUCAUCUCAGCUAUAAUAAUAGCCCUACUAUUAGGGUUUGUUCUGAUUGCAACACCACUAAGACCCCUCUCUGGAGGAGUGGACCAAGAGGCCCCAAGUCACUUUGCAACGCGUGUGGGAUUAGACAAAGGAAGGCGAGGCGCGCGAUGGCAUUGGCUGCAGCGUCUGGAAACGGAACAACAAUUGCUGAUCACGAGACAUCUUGUGCGAAGAAGAGAAAAAAGCUGCAGAAAAAGAAGGAGAAUAAGUCCAAAAUUGAGUUUGAAUGUUCAGCGCAUAUGAAAAAGAAACGCAAGAUGGAAGCAACAAAAGCGUCUCAAAUUAGUGGAAACAAGUUCAUCAGUUUCGAGGAUUUGAGAUUAAGCUUGAGCCAGAAUUUGUCUGUUCAACAAGUUUUUCCUCAGGAUGAGAAGGAAGCUGCGAUCCUUCUCAUGGCUUUAUCUUAUGGACUAGUCCAUGGUUGAUUGGAGAGGUUUAUGUUAUGAUUAUGGUUGACUAGGUUUUUGAUAUUGUUAUAUUUAUCUUAAUCAAGAGUUAUUAGGACUAGUUUGAAUUUGAUUUGAUUAAUUAACGUUUGUGUGUAUGAGAAGAAGGUGCAAUAAAGAUAGUUUAUAGGAUAAUAAUAAUAGCAAGGAAAAAGAACAAAUAAGUUGCAUUGUUUGUUGUAACUUGAUGGUGGGAGAGAGUUAUCUUGUGAGUUGUGAUCUUAAUUAUAUAAAUGUUUGAUUUGAAUUA